Molecule: messenger RNA, 4078 nt
Organism: Chrysemys picta bellii (western painted turtle)
Lineage: Eukaryota; Metazoa; Chordata; Testudines; Emydidae
Gene: NHLH1
Product: nescient helix-loop-helix 1
Biological process (GO): regulation of transcription by RNA polymerase II
Molecular function (GO): protein dimerization activity; DNA-binding transcription factor activity, RNA polymerase II-specific; RNA polymerase II cis-regulatory region sequence-specific DNA binding
Source: RefSeq, a predicted model, not a curated record
UGGUUCAAGGUGUGUCCAUAUAAAUGUGUAGCAGCCCGUUUGCACCUCCGCAUGUCUGGGCCCCAAUGACAGGAUCCCUCCCCUCCCCGGGCCCGUCCAUCAGUACAGGAGUCUGAGCGCACAGGGGGAAACUUUCUUCCCCGUCAAUGAACGAAUGAGCCAACCGGAUCCUCAGGGCUGGGAUUAUUCGGGCUUCGUCCUGCAAGCAGAGAAAAGCCAGAGGAACUUCAGAGAUUGAGGAUGUCAUCCUGUUAGGGAGCACUUUGGAGGCAAUUGCAGAGACUGACAUCUGUAGAAGGCAAACCACGUCGCAAAGCGUGCCGAAGACGGACCCAGCAAUCUACACGCACACAGAGAGGAGAGAUUUAUUUAUUUAAUUUAUAUAUUUAUUGGAAAUUUAUUUAAAUGAUUUAUUUGGAAGAUUGUUGAUUGUGUGACUCAUUCCCUGGAGAGCGUAAUCAGCUUUGAAAUUUCCUUGGAAGGAUUUUUUUUUUUUAGUGAUGAUGAUGUGAACCAGAGAACAAAAUAUUAGAAGCAGUGCAAUUUUAUUUUGGAAUUCAUUCAUUCUAUCUAUCUAUCUAUCUAUCUAUCUAUCUAUCUAUCUAUCUAUCCCGAUACACACCCAUCAGUCUAUCUAUCCAUCCAUCCUUUGAAAAGAUGAUGCUCAAUUCAGACCAGACGGAAAUCGACGUGCCCCCGUCUCACUCAGAGACAGAGUCAGUUUUUAGCGACUGUGGUGGGGGCGGUGGCCGUGGGGCUGGAGUGGAGGAGGCCGGCGGCAUCAGCUUGUGUGCCCAGUCCCGGCUAGCGGAGCCGGGCGAGGCUCUGAAAAAGGACCUGCAGCACCUGAGCCGAGAGGAGCGGCGGCGGCGGCGGCGUGCCACGGCUAAGUACCGGACAGCCCACGCCACGCGGGAGCGCAUCCGCGUCGAGGCUUUCAACAUGGCCUUCGCCGAGCUGCGCAAGCUGCUGCCCACCCUUCCCCCUGACAAGAAGCUCUCCAAGAUCGAGAUCCUCAGGCUGGCCAUCUGCUACAUCUCCUACCUGAACCACGUGCUGGACGUCUGAGCCACCGAGCCCACGUCCGUCUGUCCGUCUGUCUGCUACAUCUCCUACCUGAACCACGUGCUGGACGUCUGAGCCACCGAGCCCACGCCCGUCUGUCCGUCUGUCUGCUACAUCUCCUAUCUGAACCAUGUGCUGGACGUCUGAGCCACUGAGCCCGCGUCCGUCUGUCUGCUACAUCUCCUACCUGAACCACAUGCUGGACGUCUGAGCCACCGAGCCCGCGUCCGUCUGUCCGUCUGUCUGCUACAUCUCCUACCUGAACCACGUGCUGGACGUCUGAGCCACCGAGCCCACAUCCAUCUGUCCGUCUGUCUGCUGCAUCUCCUCCCUGAACCACAUGCUGGAUGUCUGAGCCACCGAGCCCACGGCCGUCUGUCCGUCUGUCUGCUGCAUCUCCUACCUGAACCACAUGCUGGAUAUCUGAGCCACCGAGCCCACGUCCGUCUGUCCGUCUGACUGCUACAUCUCCUACCUGAACCACAUGCUGGAUGUCUGAGCCACCGAGCCCACGGCCGUCUGUCCAUCUGUCUGCUACAUCUCUGACCUGAACCACAUGCUGGACGUCUGAGCCACCGAGCACACGUCCGUCUGUCCAUCUGUCUGCUGCAUCUCCUCCCUGAACCACGUGCUGGAUAUCUGAGCCACCGAGCCCAUGUCCGUCUGUCCAUCUGUCUGCUGCAUCUCCUAUCUGGAUGUCUGAGCCAACGAUUGUCCAUCUGUCUGUCCGUAUUUCUCUACAGAUCCUGCCAGACAUGUGAGCCACCAUCUCUGUCUGUCUGUUUGUCCAUGCGUUUACCAUAUAUCCUACCUGACAACUUGCUGGAGUCUGAGCCACUGAGCCUACAUCCAUCUGUCCGUGUUUCUGCUACAUCUCCUACUGGUCAUCUGAGCCACCAAACCUACAUCCAUCUGUCUAGCUGCUACCUGAACCACAUGCAGGACAUCUUGAGCCUCCGAACUCAUGUCCGUCCACCCCUCCAUCCAUCUGUCUGCUCCAUCUCUUACUCAACAGUCCUGGGCUCUAGCCCAUGUGUCUGUCUGCUUUUUCUUCUACCUGAGCCAUGGCCUGGAUUGGUGACGUGCCAACAGCAGGAACGUUUCAGGCCUUUUGUCUGUCGGCUGCAUCUCUCCCCGCUGAUACCACAAAAGCGCCCUGUCUCGAGGGGCUGCUGCGCCGUCUGAGCGUGAUGCCCCCGGCAACUCCCAGAUCUAGGCAGACAAGGAAGGGAGCUUGACCCGCUGUGAGCUCUGGCAUUCCUUGCACAGCCGCAGGGCUCCCAGCUUUUCCUGCCCUGAAAAGAAAUACCAAACAUGCUGCAAAAAUGGAAGACAUGGGGCAGCCCCCAGCCCUGGCCCCACAAAGAUGAGAAAGCAGCAGCUUUCUUGCAGGGUCCAGAACCUAACAAAGGGUGGGAGGUUCCCAUAGAUGGAUGGGAAAGAGGGCAUUUCCUUGCUUAGAUCCACUCCAGAAGGCAUAAACCUUGUCCUUUGUCAUGACCCCAUCCCUUCUCCAAUGAGGGCAAGGGAAAACUGGCUGCGAGUCUGUCCCCCGGGGGAAUUUCAGUGCCCCACAGUGUGAGAACUACUAACAAGACUGGAUCUCGAUCUCCCAAGCCAGUUCCCACUUCAGCGUCUCAAAGGUCAGAAUUUGCUCCCAUUGCAGUUAAUAGGCUCCAAUCUCCAUUGUCCUGCUGUUUUUAUAGUGGUGCAAAGUGAGUGUGAAUGGGGCCCAUCCUGACUCAGGAGUGUUUUGCACUUGCUUUGCACCGGUAUAAGUGACUGGACAAGGUGGACAACAGGCAGUCGAGCCCAGUGAGUGUUUGAAGACAGCAAGCUCUGGUCCCUAAAGCUGUUUCAUGUCUCCUAGUAAGAGGGGUCAAACUGGGGAAAAGGUGGUGACUCUCUACUUAAGUUCCAGAUACAAUCCCAAACUACACUGACAAUCUCAGAUGACUGGAUUUGCCAGCUGUAAUGAUCAGUGCACAGUGAAUAAGUAAGGCUGACCUCUACCUUGCCAUCAUUAGCCUCCAGAGUGAACAUCUGGUUGCAAUGAAUGGGAGUAGUUAAUUCACACCUCUCUUAGGGCUUCAGGCCUCGACUCUCCUUUGCCAUGCACCUUGUGUUGUCAUUAACCUCCAUGUGAAGCAGGCGUCAGGCCUCGCCUCCACUGGGAUUCCAGUCACUGGUUUUAACCCCUUAGUGGGACACAAUUUACCCCAACAGGGCACAGUUUUCACCAGUGCAAUUUAUCCUGGUGUAAACUAUGAUCUGCGAUGGGUUUGCACUGGGGCAGCUGCACCUUAGACGGAUCUGUGCACCCAGUUUGCACUGGUGCAAAUGAUGGCCACGGGGCUAAAUGAAUGGGAACUGGGUGACCAAACCCCCCAGGCCGUUGACCUAUGGGGCUGCGUGUCUUCUCAUGCUCCCUGCUGUAAAUCAGGAGUAGAGAAGCAGGCGCUGUAGCCCCAAGUGAAGGCAUCCGCAGACAGUGUGGGAUUCCAGCCCCCCAGCACAGAGCAGGAUCUCUCUCUAGUCCCCUCCUGGGAGUCCUGGCCCCAGCCCUGGGGGGCAGGCGGUGCCCAGCUCAGCAAAUCCGUCCCCCCUUUCCAAUGGCAAAGCCAAGCCAUGGUUAUUGUCGGAGAAAGAGAAUCUGAUUGGUAGACAUAAGAACCAAAGAGAAAUGGUGUUUGGCCAAUCCGAUCGCUGCAUGAGCGAACUGUAAACAAAACACAGGGCCUGCCGCCAAUCGAAAAAGAGCUGGCGCAGACAAGUAAACAAGCAUGAACUUUAUGGGUCUGAGCCUGCAAAAAUCCACCUAUUGGCUUCAAUGGGAUCAUUCCUGUGGCUAAGGGUCUACAGGGUCAGAACAUCUAUUUAUCAUUUAUCCCCAUACACGCCUAUCUAUCUCCAUAUAGAUAGUGCCCAUCAUCUAUCUAUCUAUCUAUCUCCAUCCGCCCCAUCUAUCUAUCUAUCUAUCUAUCUAUCUAUCUAUCUAUCUAUCUCCAUACGC